UUUCUUUUACUUGGUUUUCUGGGAUCAAACUCAGGUCUUUAUGUUUGCAUGGUAAGCACUUUGCUGACUAAGCCAUCUCUCCAACCCUGUCCCCCAACACACUUUUUGAAACAAGGUCUCCUGUGGCUCAGGCUGGCCUCUAGUUCAAUAUGUGGGUGAAGACAAAUGUGAACUUUCUAUUCUUUCCUCUCUACGAGUAUACUUCACUACAGUCUAUUUUGAAUAGUGUUUUUUUUUUGUUUUGUUUUGUUUUGUUUUGUUUUGUUUUUUUCAAGACAGGGUUUCUCUGUAUAGCCCUGGCUGUCCUGGAACUCACUUUGUAGACCAGGGUGGCCUCAAACUCAGAAAUCCACCUGCCUCUGCCUCCCGAGUGCUGGGAUUAAAGGUGUGUGCCACCUUGCCCGGCUGAAUAGUGUGUUUUGAUCUCCUAAACUCCGAGGACUGUCUCAAAGGCCACAGGACAACUCGGACUUUACCAAAACAUUUUCACAAUCUAUGGGGGGACGGGGGACGGGACAGUUCUCCAACAAUCCAGGAGACUCAAGGGUAACCUUCAAUAUACUCAUUUAACAGAUAUGGAAAUCCAGGCACAUUCUUAUGUUGUGUUCCCUCGGUGGGGUGCUCCACAGUGUAGUUUUCUUCAAUGGUUAUUAAAGUUGAGAUCGCAUCUCAACUCUGCAGCCUGAGUCCAUAGUCAGCAUCAUGAGGAUUAAUAAACAAAAGUAUUGGUGAGAGAUGUGGCUCCAUUGGUGGAGUGUUUGCCUAGCAUGUAUGAAGCCCUAAGUUCUACCCUGCAUAAAUCAGGCACAGGGUUGUGUAUCUGUAAUUCCAGCAUUUGGUAGAUGUAAGCAGGAGGAUUAUCAGUUUAGGGUCAUCCUGGGCUACGUGGUGGGCUCCUGAAACUCUAUCAUAAAACAAAAACCUUUAAGUAUGCAAAUCAAUAAAUAUGGACUGUUGCUGCGGCGGUAUGAGGCCUAGUCUAGGAAGCCUACAACCCCUCACAGUGCUGCGCUUGAAGAACUGUCUGGGUGUAAUUCCCUCUAACUUGCAUUUUAUGGGAUUCUAGUGGUCACCAACCACUCGCUGUCUUUUUCUGCCCCACUGUCCUGCACUGGUUUAGACUUCCCUAGUUCCGCCUCCGGGAAGGGAGUGGCCUCACCAGGGGGCGUGGCCAACCCGAGAAUUGGGCCUUCUUGCCUCCAGUCUGGAGCCGCCCAAUCCGGAGGGGGGGGGGGUUGAAGGAGGUCGAUCACGUGACCUGGGAUUUUUUUUUUCCCCCCUCCCUUAUGCCUAUACCACUUCUGCUGUCCCUAGAGAGGAUGUCUUGCUCCUUUUCUGGAAAUAAACUACGUCGUGUGAUCUUUGAUGAGUUAGAAAAACGUGGAAUUGUGCUUUUAUUGUGGCUGAGGCAUCUUUUGCUCCUGGAGUGGUGUUUUCGCUUCUAGCCUUCCCCCCCACACACUUGAGUAUUUGGUCUCGUCCAGCCUGGCCCUGGGCGCGGCGGCGACGGCCGCGUCACUGGCGGGCGGGAUCCCUCCGCUCUGGGGAGAGCUGCGCUGGACGGUUGAGUUGGGGUGACUGAGGAAAUCCAUCCGCGUCGCCGCCGCUGCCGCCUCCGCCGCGGAGGAAGACAGGACCUCCCGCGCUCCUCCAAGCGACCCCUUGGCAGAGUCCCACCACCUCAGGUACCUCCGCUGAUAAAAGGAGUCCUCAUCUCCCCCAGCCCCAAAUUCCCACGGGUGUGUGUGUGGCAGGGGGAAGCCUCGGUUCCUUCCGUCUCCCGGGUUUGGCUCUUGGGAAACGGACGUAACUCCCAGACCUCCCCUCCCUUCCUCUGGCCCGGUCGUUUCCAAACCCGGAAGGGGAACUGGGGGGGGGGGGGGGACCCUCGGCUUCAAUAAUGCAUGCGCUCCCUGCAAUAUCAGUGGCAAUUAUUUUAAAAUCUAGACCCCCCUCAUCCCAGCCCCGCCUGCCUCUUGAUCCCUUAAUAGUUGGGGGGCUAAAUUCUGGGUUUCUUCUAUGUCCUGUCCCGCCCCCUUUCCCCACCACCACCCUGCUGCCUGCCCCUGGGUAACAGCCCUCGUGCCCACUCGUUUCACACCCUUGCUUGCAUUAGCCUUGCAGAACUCCAGAAUCCUAGGAGAUCCAGUUAAGGCCUCAAGGCCACCCUUGUCUUCGUCUCCACCCUACUGCCCCUUGAUUCGGGCUCUGGCAGUGUUUUCUCAGUCCCGACCCCUAAGCUGGAGAUCUCAGCACCUUAUUCUUUUUACAAAUCCUUACCCAGGUCUGGCACCUAGUCGCCUGUCCCCUUCGUCCAGCUUUCUUUUGGGCAAAAUGGAGGUCCUACGAGCUGAAGGGCCUGGCCCACUGCACUUCGCAGCACGGCCAGCCCGCGCCGUCCAGCUGCCAGAUCUGAGGACCCUCUCUUUCCUCCUCUCACACCUGCGGAGGCGGUGGCACCCUUUUUUUUGGAGGGGGGGCUAUGGUUGCUUUAUCCCUAGAAUCGAGGAGCUGCUGAGGGAACGUUGGAGGGUAAUGGGGAUCUAAGGGCUGGGAGCAUGGCCCCCGACCCAGUGUCUUCUUCCUGGCCUGUUUUCCUUCUGCCCCAGGCCUGUGUCAUUGAGGCCAGGCCUGGGCUGCUGUCAGCUGGAAGGAAGGGGCUUUUGUUCACAGCUGGAGUGGGGUGGUAGCUAUGUCGUUGCCCCCUCCCUCAUUUUGGAGGGGCAUCCUCUGGCACUGGCGCAGAAAGCUGAACUUACGGAGGGGAAAUAUCUUCGGGGAAGAGGAACGCCCAGUGUCUGGGGGAAGUGGGAGCUGGGUGGGGGACGCCUGGGUCGCCAGAGUGCAGUGUACACGGCCAGAUCGCACAGGUGUCCCGGGAAGGCAGGACGUCGGAGGCUGGAGUGGUGCCAGCUAGGCCUCGGGGGCUGCUGAGCACAGAGCUGGGCUCUAGGGGUGCCUAGGGGCAUCGGGCCGAGCCGCCUGGGGCCGCUCGCCGGCGCCUGGGAGAGAGCAGCUCCGCGCCCCGGGGCCAGGGGCCUCUCUUCGGAGCCCUAAUUACUUCUGAGAGGCUCCCACGGGCUUUGUGCGGGCGCAGCGGGGCGGGCGACCUCGGCGCUGAAGGGAGCUGGCGGCUUGGGGGUUUGCCUUCCCCGCUACUCUCGCACUGACCAGCAGCUAAUGGGGUGCAGCCGGCCCGGAAUGGGGAUUAUCCCGGGUUGAGCCGUCCCGAACCUAUUAGUGCUCAAUCGGCUUUUCCCAAAUCCUGUAAACAGCCACCCUGGCCGGUUCUGGGCCUCGGGCCAGCGGCCAGGAGCUGCCUCCCCCAGCCCCCGUCCCGCGGCCCCCAGCCGCCCCCAACCCCGCCCCACGGGCCCGGCGCCAUGAGUGAGCUGGAGCAACUGAGACAGGAGGCCGAGCAGCUCCGGAACCAGAUCCGGGACGCCAGAAAAGCAUGCGGGGAUUCCACACUGACCCAGAUCACAGCUGGGCUGGACCCAGUGGGGCGAAUUCAGAUGAGAACACGGAGGACCCUCCGUGGACACCUGGCAAAAAUCUAUGCCAUGCACUGGGGGACAGACUCAAGGCUGCUGGUCAGCGCCUCCCAGGACGGAAAGCUCAUCAUUUGGGACAGCUACACCACUAACAAGGUCCACGCCAUCCCUCUGCGUUCCUCCUGGGUCAUGACCUGUGCCUACGCCCCCUCAGGGAACUUUGUGGCCUGUGGGGGUUUGGACAACAUCUGCUCCAUCUAUAGUCUCAAGACCCGAGAGGGCAAUGUCAGGGUCAGCAGAGAGCUGCCUGGCCACACUGGGUACCUGUCAUGCUGCCGCUUCCUGGACGACAACCAAAUCAUCACCAGCUCUGGGGACACCACCUGUGCCCUGUGGGACAUUGAGACAGGCCAGCAGACGGUGGGGUUUGCUGGACACAGUGGGGAUGUGAUGUCCCUGUCACUGGCCCCCGAUGGCCGCACCUUUGUGUCAGGUGCCUGUGACGCCUCCAUCAAGCUGUGGGAUGUUCGGGAUUCCAUGUGCCGACAGACAUUCAUAGGUCACGAGUCGGACAUCAAUGCCGUGGCUUUCUUCCCCAAUGGCUAUGCCUUCACCACGGGAUCAGAUGACGCCACUUGUCGCCUCUUUGACCUGCGGGCUGAUCAGGAGCUGCUCAUGUAUUCCCACGACAACAUCAUCUGCGGCAUCACCUCGGUUGCCUUCUCGCGCAGCGGCCGGCUGCUGCUCGCUGGCUACGACGACUUCAACUGCAACAUCUGGGAUGCCAUGAAGGGUGACCGUGCAGGUGUCCUCGCUGGCCAUGAUAACCGUGUGAGCUGCCUUGGGGUCACAGAUGAUGGAAUGGCCGUGGCUACAGGCUCCUGGGACUCCUUCCUCAAGAUCUGGAACUAACCUCCCCAACCCCAGAUGGGCCCAGGCAGGGAGCAGCCCUGCCCAUGCCCACACUACAGGCCCGGAGCUUUGGGGCUGGGUACAUGUGCCAAGCCUCCCUCCCUGGGCUACAGGGCCUCCGGUCCUGCUCCCAUACCCAGGUUUGGUUCCUCUAGGGGGGGGCCCCCACUGUGGAGAUAAAAGUCGGGGAUGGAAUGGGGGAAGAGGAAGGGCAGGAAAGCCCUCACCCUUUGCUGCCCUGGGGCCAUGGCCUCACCCCUCUGGAGGGCCAGAGGCAGGAGGUGGAAACUCCAGGGGCUGGCUUUUUUAACUGGUUUUAUUUUAAUUUUUAUUAUAUUUUCAGUUUUUCCAUAAAGGAACCACUUCCAACUCUGUA
Molecule: messenger RNA, 4782 nt
Organism: Mus musculus (house mouse)
Lineage: Eukaryota; Metazoa; Chordata; Mammalia; Rodentia; Muridae
Gene: Gnb2
Product: guanine nucleotide binding protein (G protein), beta 2
Exons: 10
Coding region: 3384-4406 (340 amino acids)
Biological process (GO): regulation of potassium ion transmembrane transport; signal transduction
Cellular component (GO): perinuclear region of cytoplasm; plasma membrane
Molecular function (GO): GTPase binding; protein-containing complex binding
Source: RefSeq, a predicted model, not a curated record